CCGAGCUCCGGCAGCAUGUCGGACCCGUGUUGGACGACAGUAUUUUUAUGGCUGCUCUGGCUGCCACACCUCCAGCAAAAUGCCUUGGUUUCUGGUGAGGAUCUACCACCGCCCUUCCAGCGGAUCUACCAAUCGGAACAGACGGUACGACGUUCAAAGGCUCAGGAAAUGGCCAGUCAUGUGAACAAAAGCAUCGAUCCCUGUGUGGAUUUCUAUGCAUAUGCCUGCGGCAACUGGAAGUCAACUCUAACGCCACAGGAGCAACUGCAGCAGCAAACAGACCGGGAGCUACUUCUGCUCGUGGAGGAGCCUGUGAGGAGAGAGGAUAGCGUCAUAGUUCGACAGGCCAAGGAGCUAUUCAAGUCCUGCGUAUCGGCACAGGCUCAUCAGAGCCAGCAGCAGCAGCAGUUCCUCAGCGAGUUCAUCACCCAGAACGGAGGCUUCCCAGCUGUUCCCGGUUCCCAAUGGGCAGUGCAUCACCACGACUACAAUUGGCUUAGUGUGCUAGGUGGUCUAAGGCUCCGCUAUGGAAUGGACAUCCUAAUCGGACUCCGAGUGGGCUAUAACUAUGCCAAUGUAAAUGAGAACAGCUUGUAUUUAAGUGAACCGAGCACAUUGAUUCCCACCGAAUUGUGCACCCGGAAUCGCUCAGAUAUUCGGGACUCCAUUUACGAACCCCUUGAGCAUCGAGUGGCAUCCGAACUAAAGUCUUGGUUGGCAUUGGGACAUGACGAAUCCGCUCGUCUAGCUGCCGACAUCCUUAGUUUCGAGCAUGAGUUAUGUGGUGGAAUGAAAGGUGGAUCCUUAGAUCCCUGGGAUGCCGAGGAGCAGCUCUAUCUAGCCAACUACACCCGCAAAACGAUCGAACUAGAUUUGGAUUCAUAUGUAAGGGCCAGUUUUGGCCAGGAUAUUUAUAAGCCCGUUUACAUGGCAGCACCGGAAUAUUUUCGCCAACUUAAGCGCACUGUGGGUGCCCACAACAUAAGUCUAGUGGCCAACUAUAUAAUGUACCGAGCGGUGUCUGCUCUGAAUUUUCCUCUGGACGAUCGCCCGCAGUUAAGGAAACGGGAGUGCUUGGAACGAACCAAAGAACUACUUCCCACGGCAUUGGGUGAAUUAUACGCCCGACAGUUUGGAACUGAAGAUAGCAGAAUAGAUUUGGACAACCUUUAUGAUACAUUAAAGACAGCUUUAAGGCAAAGUCUGGGUGCGGAAUGGUUGGUGGAAGGCACUCAGCGGGUGGGUCAGGAAAAACUGAGGAACCUAAAGCUGCAGAUGCCCACUUACGAGCGUCCAGUGAUCCUUAAACUGCAGCUGGAACGUGGCAAUUAUUGGCAAAAUCUCCGCCAGCUGUUGGGAGUGGUUCAGUCCCAAAGAAACAAUCGACUUUUCGAAGAGUUUGUGCCUGCUCCCUCCGAUCCCGUGGAGGCCUAUGAGGCCAGGGUGCGACUGAGACCAGUUCAGCGUCGUUUGGAUAUGGGUUUGGCCCUGCUGCAGCCACCAGCCUACGAUCCUCGCUAUGGCCAUGCCAUCUGCUAUGCCACAUUGGGCGUAAAGCUGGCGCAACAGUUGGUGAUGGCUUUCGACGAUCCCCAUUGGUCGGUGGGAUUGCUGGAGCGGGAUAAUUGGGAUGGUCAAACAGCCUGGCAAUAUCACAUUCGAAGCAAUUGCUUUGCCCGCCAGGUGGACAAUUAUUUGAGGCCCAAUGUAAGUGCCACCACGCAGCUGAUCACGGACAGCGCAGCCAUCAAUGUCGCCUUUCGGGCGUAUCUCACCUGGCUGGGUUUCCAGGAGCCAAACAACGACUUCACUAAGCUGACCAAGGAGACUCUGCCGGAUCUUAACUACUCAAACACGGCACUAUUCUUCUUAGCCUAUGCCCAACAGCAUUGCAGUCUGGAGGAGACUCGUCCCAGGGAUGAGCAAGGGACUCCGGAAGGAUACCUCUACAGCGCACGACAGAAUCACACCUGGACUCGCCUGCUUGUAAACGGACCUUUGCGAAACUCAGUUGAAUUUGCGAGUGAAUUUCGGUGCCCCAUUGGAUCACCCAUGAAUCCUGCAACCAAAUGCAUCAUAUACUAACAAUAAUUGGAUUUUAAACUAUUCUGAAAUAUACUGUAUUUCACUUAUUGAAUUAAUCUGUAUUGAAUUCUUCUUAGGCUAACGUUGAGUAAACUGCACAUCUAAACAAU
Messenger RNA from Drosophila mauritiana, 2195 nucleotides. Its product is annotated as neprilysin-4. Gene Ontology annotation, biological process: protein processing. Gene Ontology annotation, cellular component: plasma membrane. Lineage: Eukaryota; Metazoa; Arthropoda; Insecta; Diptera; Drosophilidae. The transcript has a single exon. Gene Ontology annotation, molecular function: metalloendopeptidase activity. The record is from RefSeq and is a predicted model, not a curated record. The coding region runs from base 16 to 2085 and encodes 689 amino acids.